Messenger RNA from Anopheles marshallii, 1032 nucleotides. Its product is annotated as mucin-5AC-like. The record is from RefSeq and is a predicted model, not a curated record. Bases 1 to 1032 code for a protein of 343 amino acids. NCBI's taxonomy places the organism in Eukaryota, Metazoa, Arthropoda, Insecta, Diptera, Culicidae. The transcript has 3 exons.
AUGGCUAACGGAACACCCACGAACAUCUCCUUCCCGGGAUGGCUAUUAGUUGCGGUUGCAAUUGUUCACUGGUAUCAACCAUUGGUGGCAUCAUACAAUGUAGCAGAGCAUAGACUGGACUAUAUUAAGUUGGGUGAAGGUCGUGAGUAUAACUAUCACUACAAUGAUGGUGUAUCAUCAGGGUAUGACAAGCGUAAAUUUUACAAGCGACCGCAAGCUUUCAAGCAUCCAUACACGCUGAAGAACUUCCCAUCGCCAGUCGAACAGAUUGCCACGAAUGAAUUCCAAACGCAUCCGCAGCAAACGUACAUGUCGCAGGAAAGCUUGUUGCCGGUGUACGAGUCGCACGAGAAAACUGUGCAUUACGUACCUGUGGACUAUUCUUCCUCCAAAUUAAUUACCAGCCAAAAGGAAUCGCCAUAUACGUUGACCCAGUCGGUUGGCCCAGUGUCCUACACGGGCAGUUUGGCCGAGCGAGUCAUCCAGAUGAUACAAUUGCAUCAUCCGCCAAGUGCAAAGAAUGUCAGUGCCGCCACUGCAACCGGUGGUAGUGCUGGAAGUGGCACGAGCACUAGCACAGUACACUUCCAAACCCCAAGCGUACAGUACCAUCAACAUCCCGGAAGUUAUCAGUAUUUCAAUGCACACCCAGCACCAUCUCAGUACGAGCUGGUACGGCCCAUAAGCAACUUUCCGCCACCAAGGCCCUACAUUGCACCGACAUUGACCACAACCAAGGCACCGUAUGUUGCUCCAUUCCUGCAAAGAACAACCACCACCAGCACCACGACUACGACGACCACGGUUGCUCCACCGACCAGGCGGCCGUACGUUGCACCAGGGGUCACGAACGAUCCGCUACUGAACUCAGUGGUCCUCGCAAACCAGCUUAAGUAUACCACCUCCAGCCGGCCAGCUGCGGCUAAUCGACCGGUGGCCACGGGCAGCAAUGGCAGUGGCAAUCCAUUGAAACCGUACGAGCCCGAGUUUGACAUAGACAUACGGAUCGAUUUGCGCGAUGAUUCCGCGUAG